AUGGCGCAACAGGUGUUUGAAUUUAUCAACACCAUGCCUGAAAACGUCCCAUACACUCAGUUGAAGGAAGCGUUAAUCAUCCGCACAGCUGUGUCGGAUGAACGCCGAUUGAAUGAAUUGUUUGGGGACCACGAAGUCAGCGACCGCACUCCGUCCCAGUUGUUGCGACACAUGCGGCAACUCCACGGUACCCGCUUACUUGAGGACUCCAUCCUAAUCCAGCUUUGGUUGAACCGUCUCACUCCUCGCAUCCGGGAAGUUUUAUCCGUCGUUUCCAGCAGUUCUUUGGAUGCAAUGGCACUGGCCGCGGAUAAAAUGUUCGAAGCAAACCCAGCUUCGCAACACAUCACCGCUUGCCCCAAUCCAACCCCGACCACCCCUCGCUGUGUUGACAUCACUUCACAAAUGGGAAACAUAGGACUGCAAAAGCAGCAAUGGGUUCUGCACCUUUCCCGUUCAUGGUCAUCCAGCCGCAUCUGA
Echinostoma caproni is the source of this 480-nucleotide messenger RNA. The record is from the annotation of a GenBank genome assembly. Lineage: Eukaryota; Metazoa; Platyhelminthes; Trematoda; Plagiorchiida; Echinostomatidae.